AUGAAGGUCGCACUUCUCGCCAACCCUGCGCGAGGCGAGAUCAACGUCCUGCUGGCAACAGCGUACGAACUCAUUCGACUUGGACACGAUGUUACCUUCCUCACCGGCUCAUCCUUCCGCAAUGCCAUCGCCGAGUUCAGAAGCGAACAAAACGAUCCCGUCCUGGCAUCCCGGAUCCACUUUUGCGAUCUCGGAGCUGCACGCGCGGUAGAAGACUUUACUCGAGGAAUGCAGUCGCAUCUCAAGGGCCUCCGAAAGCCACCGGGUGACUACAGUAGCAUGGAGAUCUGCCAAAUCGUGGCGCUGGUAACAGAGCAGGAGUUCCGCGAUGCUGCCACCACGGUUCGAGACCGCUUGCUCGAAAUCGAGCCUGACAUGAUCGCCGUGGAUGCACUUUCGCCCAACCUUGUAACCGGCUGCCGAAUGACUGGACUUCCGUGGAUGUUCACAGUGCCUUGCUCACCAUCACUCACAGCGACACGCACGAGCCUGCUGGACCCACACCCGAUGGCUCGUAGACGCAAGAGGUCGCUCAUGUCUGCGCUCGAGAACCUCAAGCUGACCAUUAUCGAGACGUGGGGUAAUGCGACCAAGAAGGACCUCUAUGCACGACGAGCGCUGCUCAAGAACGAGUUCGGCCUCAAUUCGAUGGGCUUCAACGGGGACAGCGCCAUUGUCCCUCCUCUCUGGAAGGACCGCAACUGCGUCGGAGGCAUCCACUUCAACACGCCAGGACUGACAGACUCGAUCCGACAGCCUCACCAGAUCACAUUUGUUGGAGCCGGUGUCACGAGCGACCCCGAGAACCACGAUGCACCCACGCACGACUACGCCAGCUCGCUCAAGCAGAUGAGCCCGACGCUGUCAUCCGGCUUCCAGAAGGUGGGGCUGCCAUCGCUACCGUACGGCCAACGGGACGAGGACGUCGAGUGGAUGGAUGCCGCCUACGCUGCUGGUCAGUCGGUGGUGUACCUCAACAUGGGAAGCAUGUUCCUGUGGACCGACUCGGAGGUGCGAGCGUGUCUGCGCGCAUUUGAGCGACUCUACCACCUUAGCGGAGGCAAGAUCAAGCUCUUGUUUAAGCUCAACAAGCCAAAACGCAACCCUGGCAGUCCUGGAUCUGCUUCUCCCACGGCGACACCCGUCUCGCCGGUCUCGCCGGGGCUUGACGAGAAGAGACCGGAUCUUGAGUCGAGACGACCAAGCAGUGGGUCGACGCUGGUCGCCGAGAAGCUGAGCGAAGCGAUCAAGAGCAGCAUCAAGCUCCGACGCAAGACCGAGGCGGAACAGGGCUACUCGCUCAUCACGCUCUCCGAGUUUGAGGGACUCGAGUACGUGCGCUUCACACGCUGGGUGCACGACCAGCGUCGGAUCUACAAGCACCCUUCGCUCAAGGUAGUCAUCCACCACGGAGGAGGCAACUCGUUCAACGAGGCCAUCCACUACGGUCUUCCGCAGAUGAUCCUUUCACAGUGGUUCGACACGCACGAGUACGCGAUUCUCGCCGAGCGCUUUGGCAUCGGCCUUCGCAGCAAGCACGCUCCGUACAUCGACGAGGACGACAUGGUGCAAAAGAUGCUGCGUCUACUGCAGGGCGAAGAGGCUGACAAGAUCCGUCGCACCACCAAGGUGUGGUCGGUGCGCAGCCGCAAUGCCGGAGGUGCGCCUGCAGCUGCCAGGCUGAUCGAGAUGCAGGCUUUGCUCUUCAACCAGCAGAAGCAGGGCAAGCUGGCCCGAGCGACGGAAAAGACGGCGAGCGUCGAGGCUCUUGCGGCUCGGUCAGUGGGCAACCUUGGAAGCGAAGCCGCCUUCACACCAGAGUCGCAUUCGAGUGCUUCGUCCACGGUCGCAUAG
Molecule: messenger RNA, 1854 nt
Organism: Sporisorium graminicola
Lineage: Eukaryota; Fungi; Basidiomycota; Ustilaginomycetes; Ustilaginales; Ustilaginaceae
Exons: 2
Coding region: 1-1854 (617 amino acids)
Source: RefSeq, a predicted model, not a curated record